AUGCCUUGUGGGAAUUGCACUCGUGGCGAGGGUGAUUGGGCUGGCUGCGUCGUUGCGCCGUCGGGUGAGGGCCAUUUAACUGCGUAUGCGUGUGCGAAUUGCGUACGUCGGGGACUGGAAGAUACGUGUUCUUUGAGAUUGAGGGAUUUGAAAGAACAGGCACAGCAGUUGUUGAGUUCUGUUAUCAGUGGGAAUAAGACCGGGAAUUCUGGGAAGGAUGAAACUGUGAAUGAGAGGGAUAGUGGACACAUUGCUGGUGGUCCUGGGGAAUUGGGUCAAGUAGAUUGGCCUGCCCAGUCUGACAGCGCCAGCAUGUCUAUGGAUAUCGAGUCUACUACCGGUUCGACUGUUAGCUGCAAUCCGAAGGCUGCGCUGGACACUGGAGGGCUGAAUGGACGGAAUGGUAGUUGCGGAUUGGACAGUGGAGGACAAGUUGAGAAAGAUGGAGAUGUCAAGAUGCAGGAGGAGGAGGAGUUUGACCUGAACGUUACGUUUACUGAGAGUGAACUUGCUGUUAUUGAGGUUCGGAAGUGGAUGAAUGAGCCCCUUAUGACGCUGGCUGAGUUGGAGAAGGAGCUGGAGGGGUGGAAUGACUGA
Messenger RNA from Pochonia chlamydosporia 170, 597 nucleotides. RefSeq lists its product as hypothetical. The record is from RefSeq and is a predicted model, not a curated record. Lineage: Eukaryota; Fungi; Ascomycota; Sordariomycetes; Hypocreales; Clavicipitaceae. The coding region runs from base 1 to 597 and encodes 198 amino acids. The transcript is spliced from 2 exons.